CUCAAAGAUUUGCUUGAAAUAUUUCAUAUACCGUUUACUUUGCACAGGUUUGAAAGAAACAAUCGCUGGACAAGAGCCCCGACAGUACCGUGAUGAAAGUCAAUUUGGAUCACGUGACAGACAGUAAAGCAUCAUGGGUCUUUUUGGCAGUCACGUGUUGUGUUAUGAGUUUGACUGGUGGAACGCUUGAAUCAUUUAGUGUCCUCGUUGUUGUCUUCAAAGAACAUUUUGGUUCUACCAACGCGAAAAUUGGUUGGAUGGGUGCAGUUGUCUAUUCUUUGGUAAAUUUCUCGUAUCCAAUAGCAGUUUUCAUUCGCCGUCGUUAUGGAUUUCGUGUUAUAACUAUCACAUCUGGACUGUUAGUUACACUUAGUUACAUCGUAACGCCUUUUAUGCCAUCGAUAGACUAUCUAUUCCUGACGUAUUGUGUUGGUCUAGGUUUUGGCGUUGGUUUUAUUGACUGUACGACGGUUGUCAUUUUGCCGGAAUUUUUCGACAAAUAUAUCGGUUUGGCGACAGGAUUUCGUUUGGCCGGUGUUGCUGCCACCUCCAUGACUUUCAAUUUCCUUGUGCCGAUAUUGGUAGACAAAAUGGGAUGGAGAAAUGUUUUGUUCUGUUUUUCAUCCGUCGGUCUCUUGUUGAUUCUGUAUGCGUUCUUCUAUCUAAAGAAGCCAAGAAUAAACGCGGACAAAGCUGUGAAGGCUUCUACAGAACAAGAAAACAAAGCAGUGAUUCCAGUCUUUGAACAUACGUCCUAUAACACCAAGUUAGGAUUCAUUCGAAAUGGCGGAUUUCAAUUGAUCGUUCUCGGUUGCAUUCCGUAUCUAUUUGCCGUUGGUGUUCCAACGAUGUUUAUGGUUGCGUACGCCAAAUCCCUGGGAUAUCCUCUCUCCCAAUCAAAAGGGCUAAUUGUUGCACGUGGUGCGGGCUCAUUGUGUGCUCGUUUCGUGAUGGGCUAUAUCGGGGACAUUGCAACAAGAAGAGGCCAAAUCGAGCACAUUGCAUGCUUGAUCGUCGGCUUUUUUGGUAUAGCAUGUGGUCUAUGUUCCAUCACGAAGUAUUUACCUCUCAUGAUAAUGUUUAUGGCUUUUGCGGGUAUUUUGGAGGGAAUGUUUUGGGUGGUCAUUCCGUUAUUGAUGUACGAACUUACUGGUGGGGUUAAUGCCGACUAUGCUAUAUCCCUGAUGACGGUUUUGAUCGGUAUUUGCAUGUUUGCAGGUCCUUCUUCAAUGGGUCAAGUAUACGAUAUCACCGGAGAUUUUCGCGUCGUCCUGUACAUCCUAUGCAGUUGUGGGUUUUUAUCCGCUUUCAUCACAGCGACGGGAGUUUAUGUGAGGUUAAAAAGCGUAAGAAUGAUUGAAAUACUGGGAAAAAGUAAGGACAAUGAUAGCCUUCGGCAGUGUAACGUGAGAUGUUUGGGUUCGCCAGAUGAAAAGUUAGGAAAGGAAAUCAAACUACACACAAAAUUCCAUGAAAUUACGAUAAUAGCUGAAUACGAGACAGCUGUAUAGAUGUUCUAAACUCAGUAAUAUUUGCUGGGCCGUCAAAUGCAAAAUAAAGAUUGAGGGGGGCCUGGGGUCGAUCCAAGUAUGUGACUACGAUUUAAAGGAUUUGGCAAGGAAGUGGAGUAGAUUAAAAUCUUUCCAACUUUUAUUGUAAUAUAAACAUUUUUAAUAAUGAGCAAAAUAGUUCAAUUUUAUACUUUCAAUCACUGUCAACAUUGUAAAUAUCCUAUCUAUAAUUCGCACUAAAGAUGGCUUGUAGACGAGCCAAAACAUAAUUGCGAUUAAAAAUAUAAAAAUGAAAAA
Xenia sp. Carnegie-2017 is the source of this 1808-nucleotide messenger RNA. Its product is annotated as monocarboxylate transporter 8-like. Lineage: Eukaryota; Metazoa; Cnidaria; Anthozoa; Malacalcyonacea; Xeniidae. The record is from RefSeq and is a predicted model, not a curated record. Gene Ontology annotation, biological process: transmembrane transport. The transcript has 5 exons. Gene Ontology annotation, molecular function: monocarboxylic acid transmembrane transporter activity. The coding region runs from base 93 to 1511 and encodes 472 amino acids.